Girardinichthys multiradiatus is the source of this 7098-nucleotide messenger RNA. It is a transcript of the gene vwc2l, whose product is annotated as von Willebrand factor C domain containing 2 like. The transcript has 4 exons. Gene Ontology annotation, molecular function: protein binding. Gene Ontology annotation, biological process: negative regulation of BMP signaling pathway. The record is from RefSeq and is a predicted model, not a curated record. Gene Ontology annotation, cellular component: AMPA glutamate receptor complex. Lineage: Eukaryota; Metazoa; Chordata; Actinopteri; Cyprinodontiformes; Goodeidae. Bases 874 to 1584 code for a protein of 236 amino acids.
UGUUCUUUGGUUGUGAGAUGUGUGUUGUCACUGUAGGAGACAAGAGGUGGACAGAACAGAGCUGGGGGGCGCUCUGUUCUGCUCAGAGCAGGACACAGGAGACGGUCGCUCUCUAAGGUGCUGAAAGUCGAGAGCGCUCCCUCCUUGCCUUACUGGCGAUUAAUGCAAACCUCAGCUGCAGAAUCCUCUAUUGACUGCCUUCAUUCAGAAGUGCUUUCAUUCUUUACAUAAAUUUUCGUCUUCGUCAUCGUGGAUUUUUGUUUUACAAUGCAACCGCUGGAUAUACGCUCGCAAUUGUGCAACAAGACCGACAGCCGCAUCGUUUGGAUAUACUGACUUGACUCUGGAUUCUCAAGGGACGUUAAACAGAUGCAGUUUUCUUUUUUCGUUUUUGUUUUUUUUAGCUCUGUUUGUCUUUGCCGCAGGCUAUUGGACCUAAACUGCGAUAUUGUCUCAGAAAGGUGAGUCGGACAAGGAUAAUGAUGAAACAGAUCUACUAUUUCGUGGAUGCCACUGUUUUUUGCAUUGGAAAGAGCGAAGAAAAAAUCACUAAUCACUAAAAGCUCUUAAACCCAUAACCUAUGAGAAAAGGAGGAGCAUAAUAGUGUUUCGGGGAGCCUUGUGAAUCUACUGCGUGGAUAAGAGUGAAGUUUCCAAUAGGCAAGGUGACUAUCUGAGAUCUUUUCCAGUUAUAUGUGCUGUUGUUUUUCCUGGCUUCACACUAAGAGGAUAUAAAGCAUUUUAUUUUACCACGAACAUCUCUCUCGGAUACAAGAUGACGGCAGUGAUAACGAUGAUAGCGAUAAUAAAGAACUGGACGGAUCCGGAGAGAAUACCCGGAGCUUAGAGAUGACAUUCACGCAGUUGUGUUGAAUGUGGAUGUUAACGCCGCGGGGAAGGAUGGGCCCUCUCCACUCGGCCGCCUCCGUCUUUCUCCUCCUCUUUCUCCUGGUGGCCCUGAGUGUCGCGUCUUCGACCACGGUUGGCAACCCCCAGGAUUACGUCGCCGACGAGGCAGAGCGGACCGCUGCGGAUAACAUUGUGUUUGACGACUACCGGGGAAAGGGUUGCGUGGAUGACAGCGGGUUCGUGUACAAGCUGGGGGAGCGCUUCUAUCCGGGACACUCAAACUGCCCCUGUGUGUGCACGGAGGACGGGCCCGUGUGCGACCAGCCCGAGUGCCCGAAAUUGCACCCCAAGUGCACAAAAGUGGAGCACAAUGGAUGCUGCCCCGAGUGCAAGGAGGUUAAAAACUUUUGUGAGUACCGAGGGAAAACGUAUAAAAUACUGGAAGAAUUCAAGCCGUCACCCUGUGAAUGGUGCCGCUGUGAACCAAAUAACGAGGUACACUGUGUGGUGUCCGACUGCGCCGUCCCAGAGUGUGUCAACCCUGUCUAUGAGCCGGAGCAGUGCUGCCCAAUCUGUAAAAAUGGUCCAAAUUGCUUUGCCGGAACGACGAUCAUCCCAGCCGGAAUUGAAGUAAAGGUGGACGACUGCACCAUCUGCCGCUGCCACAACGGAGACUGGUGGAAGCCGGCGCAGUGCUUGCGGCGAGAGUGCCUCAACGGCCAGUCGUUGUCAUAAAGAGAGACUCCACUGUGGAUGGUGGAUAAACUCAGGCAAGGCUCUGCCUACUGCACCAUUUUAUAUGAUUGACAGGGCAUGAGCACAAUUCCUCAAAAAAAGAAACAAAGAAGUAAAAAGAAAGACAGAGAUGGCGUAGAUUCGAAGAGAUGCUCUAAGAAGCUUCACACAAAUGCAACAUUUUUGCCAUUGAGAGGAUGAUGGAAAUUGUCUCACAGCUGUUUCCGCCCCGUAGUUUUACUCGGCCUAUAUAUUUUCAAACGUUGACUCUGCUGCUUUCUGUCCGAAAGUUUCUAAGCUUCUUGAACUGCUCAUGUCAAGUUUCUGUAUGUAUGUCAUCAGCUUGUUGUUACUACAUGUUCUUCACAACCACGCUGGUGUUGUAAAGUUCCAAGCAGGAAAAAAAAAAAAAAAAAAAUUGAAAGCACACUUUACUGCGCUUUUUUGUGUUUUCCUGGUCAUACUAGGACUACCACCGCAGAUAAGCUUGAGUUCCCCAAAUUCCCUCUAAGAGUUUGUUUACAAAAUGCACAUUAAUGUUUGUCUUCAUAAGACUUUUAAAUCGAUGUGGCUGUUGCUCACCUCUCCCCUACCAUUGUCAUAUUUUACAACCUGCAAUGAAUCCUACCAAACUUUUUUUUUUUCUUUAUCAGUAUGCCAUUGUUUUUGUAUUUUGUCUCUGUUUAAUAGCAGCACAAACUGAGGAGGUUAGUAAUACCAUGUUUUAGCUGAGGAAGAAGCAAGAUGGUAGCCGCUGCAACCCUUUGGACAAGAAGGAACUAUAGGAAAAACAACCCUUCCCGACCAACUGGUUUCAUUGUUUUUUUUCUCCGAGGUCCAUAUGUUCCAACUAACUAACUGCUUGAACUUGUUAUCAAUGCACUUAGUCAGCCAAGAGCAGCCCGCUUUAAUUUUCCGUCAUCAGGAGUAUUCUGUAAUAAAUCAUCCAGCUGGGUGCUUGCGCUGAGUGCUUUUUGGGCACAUUCAGCACGAACCGGCACACAAAAGUGGGGAAUCUGCACAUGACAAAGUGCUUUAAUGGCAGCAUUCACAAGUGUAAUGUCCAUGUAAGGAUACAGCCAUGCUAUUCUUUCAGUGUGUCAGGCACAGUGGGUCGAUCAUAACCACACACAUAAGGCAUGUUAAGAUAUAGAGCUCUAAAAUGUGACACUGAUUAUUUAACUCUCUUGAAUACACCAGCAUGUCUCAGCCAGCGUGGAGCAGCUUUGUGACCAUGACUAUAACAUACAGCAAGGCAAUGCAGUGGUCGUCAAAUGGUCUAGUCUUAGAGAAGAAGCGCCCGACUGGGCACCAUAAACAUGAAAUUUUUCAAAUGAUAAAUACUUCUCAUUAAUCCAAAGGUGAAUUUCUGUAAACUGAUUCAUCACUAGCAUUUUUUUCUCCAUUUCGAGAAGAUCUGUUUGCGUUAACCUUUUAAACCCCAUUCCUGUGCAGUGAUGGAUGAGUUGCUUAAUAGCAGCUUCUAGCCCUCUGUAAUGAAACAGAAAUGAACAGAGGAUUAAAGACCUGUGACUAAAGAGGUGCAUCACCUUUAAAGGCAUUAAAACUAAUUUUAGACGGAUCCCAUAGUCUGGAUAUCUGCUGCAUAGCUGCUGCAUGUCUUAAAUGGGGACACUGGAAAAAAAAAUGGGCAAAGUUCAGUCCUAAAGAGGUAGUUCAGAAAGUUUUAGUUAAAAGGCUGUAAGGAGGUUAUGUCUUACUUUACAGUAGAUAACUCUCUUAGUAUCCUAAUUUGGUAUAAAUCCAGAUGAGUUGGUCCCAGAGGCUGAAGCUACGAAGAGACCCAAGAUUAAAUAAAAUUUCAACCUUCUUAAAACAAAUUAAUUCUCAAAAAUUGAAUUGGGGUUUAUAUAAAUGCUAUAUUAUCAAGCUUUACAUCACCAUCACUCUUGCAUUACAUGGCUAUUUUCACAAAAGCCAAUGAUUAUUUACACAGAAAACAGAGGAAAGAGACUGCACACCACCAACAAUGGUCCUACAUGAAAUGUACUGAAAAACCAAAAUAUAAAGUUUUGAUGGUAAGAAAAGUAAGACAGUACAGCAAUCUAUAUAAAAGCAUUCACGUAAAGUGAUAUAACUGCAAUAAGGGUGAAGUUCUUUUGGGACAGUAAAAGCCUGCUAGUUUUGGCCUUUCUCCUUCUAGCUCUUAACUUCAGCCUCUGGGACUAACUAAUCUGGGUUUGUACUAAAUAAAGUUAACAUGAAUCUACUGUAGGUAAGAUACUAAUUGCUCAUAACCUAGUAAAAGACCGUACUAAAAACAAUCGUGAACUAUCCCUUUAAAUUGACAGUUUGAAGUUUUUUAAGUGAGGUUUUUUUGAAGCCAGAUAACAGACACCCUCCCCAACACCCCAUUCAUUUUAUAAAGAGGACAUGUAAAGCAACAAUAAAGUUUAAUUUUAUUGUUUGCUACUAGGUGGAGACAAGAUUUCAAAACAAGGGAAUGAAAAAAAGUAAAACAAACUGCAAUGGUAUUGUCUUUCAAAAAAGCAUUUAGAAUGAGAAUCAGUGGCACAAAUACAUCCAGUUGGAACACAGAUUGUUCUAUUUAGUAAAACAAAAAACAAAAAAAACUAGAGACUAUCAAAAAUGAAAACCAUAACUAGCCAAAGUCACGCAAAAAUAAAAUUCAAAUAACAAAAAAAUAUAUCAAGGGACCAGGGAAGGUCAAUACAAUGACUUCAUCCACGGCCACCACUCUGAUCCUUGGAAACCACCCAACAGCACCAACAAUCCUGCAUGCAACACAUCAAAUAUAUGUCAUUUGUUGCACCUCUUUAUAUUUUUUCCUUGAGGUAGUUAAGUCAUUUCUAGUUAUCUCAUCCCAUCGUCUCAAAUUGCACCUAAUCUUUGAUUUUGAGGCAUCAGUUCAAUUGAUCUAUGAUGUGUUUUCCAAUUAUCAUUGUUGUUACAUUGUCUCCUUCUUGAGAGAUUCACAGGAAAAUUCACUAGUUUGUUUCUCUAAAUUUCCCAGUUGACCAGAGCUUAAGGCACCGAAUGGGCACAUGUAAAUCUCUGCUUCAACAAAGCGCAACUGCUAAUAUAAAAGCCUUCACUGAUAUCUUCAUACUCAACAGAUACAUGCCAAACAUCACCCGGUGUCUGUCAUGCAUUUCUAACUUUUGGAAACAUAUCAAAAUGUGGGACAUCAUCUCAAUUGGAGAAACUGAGAAAAAGAGGCUAAAAUGUUGAAUCAGUCUACUGGUUCUCCAAAUCCACCAAAGUAGCAUAAACUGAUGAAACAGUCAUUUCUGCACCUGCAUCAAAAAUGGUAUGUUCCUGUGCUUUUGUUCCUGGACUGACAAUCAGCUGAUUCGGUGGAAUGAACCACCAUCAACCAACUUAACUUUAACGUAGUAACCUAGACAUUGUUUGACUAAGAGUACAGCAACAGACUCAACGGUUUCUUGUGAAAGCAUGUAUAGUUAAUAUCUACUAAUAUACCCUAGCAAUGUAUCCCAAGGAAAUUACCUUUUACAUUGUUUGCAAUUACUAAAAUCAGCUAAAACAGUCUUGUCUAACUUCAUGGUAAAAAUAUGAAUACACACAACCUCACUUAAAGAAAAAUCCAUACUAUGCCUUUAAGAGCAACAACAGAAUUUCAUCUUUUAGCUGCUGUGAUUUAGUAUCUUUCUGCGUGCACAGACAGAGCUCAUCUAUCUGGCUAGAGGUCUGCAGGCUCAUAAAGCAAAAUCGACUGAAUGGUUUAUCAGCUGCAGCCUCUGUGCUCCAGACAUUUCAGAAUUAUUAAAGGAGAUUCGUUCAUCAUAAUUACUACAAAUGCCAUCUAAUUAUUCAGCUUAUAGAUGUAUCCAAAACAGGGAGAAAAAAGCUGGAAUUUCAGGUCAAAGCAGAGACAAACUGAACAGAGAGAAAGAGAGUUCCAGCUGCAGGGACCACGGAUUGUAUGGACAGGACUCAAAGGCAAAGCUGCCACCACAGAAGCCUUACUGCUACUGUUCCAGAUAAGAUUCACAAAGUAUGGCCUUUGGCAAACACACCGACUGAACAACUCUGGACUGCUUUAAGUGCUGGCUUGUAUCCCUCCUGUUCGCAGUGAGUUACUUUUGUAUUUUACCCCCACAACUAUUCAUUGUUUCAUCUGCCCAACAUUCUAGAAACAGCCACUGGGUUCAGCACGAGUACAAAGACAAGAGCAGUUCAUUCACAGCCAAAACUCAAGAGGCAGGAUCUAAAAAUACACAGGCAUUUGAUAAAGGUAAAAAUAAAGACAGAAAGACAGAGAAGACGCAAAAGUGGCAGAUAUGAAUCGCACAAUAAAGCCACUUGAUCCUUAUUGCAAUGUGACAUUGUACCUCAUUGUACUGCUUGUUCUCACAAAUGCAUUUCCAACACCUCUAAAGUGCACAGCUUUUAGCAAACUAAAUUGGAUGAACAAUGGCUUCUCAUUUUCUUUAUUUGGGGAGCUGCUCUCAUUGUCUGCGCUGGAAAGUAGAACGACAGAAGUUGAAGUGGUUGUCAACAGAAAGUUAAACAGCGAAGGCUUUAGGUCAAGUGUUGCUGCACAUGUUGGAGCAGAGUUGUUAUUCAGGUUGCUCUCACAGAGGAAAUCUAACAAUAUGUUCAUAGCUAUAUUUAUGCUUCAUUGCAGUAGGUAGAAUGCAGGCAUGCAGCAGGACUGCACUGCUGCAUUUGUUUCUUUGUCCCUCAUUAGAUAAAAUAUUUUCCCUGUGGCUUUCUUGUUGAAAUGACAUGGAUUAAAAUACAGCUUAAGGUAAAGAGGCUACAUUUAAAAAAAAAAGCAGCAUACGCCCACUAUUCACCCAGUCUCUCGCUGUGAAAACUGGAGGAAAUUACUUUUCACCUUGAAAAUACGUGGAAGGACAGAUUGGCUGCUCAGUCUGUCUUUGUUAACUUUCUGCCAAGAAACUUGAGUCCUUUUUUUUUUGUCUGUUUGUAAACGUCUAUUCAAAUGAUCCCAUCUGUACAGUAUUCACUCUUCAGGCUUGUACAUCGACAUUUUGUAAAGAUUCACUCUUUUGCUUUUUCCACGAGACACCAACUUACUGUAGCGGGAAUUUAUCAACGAUUGUGUUUUCCCCUUAUUAUUUUAUUCUGCAACAAAACUGUUAAAUGAAGUGUGCCUGAAAACCAACACAGAUGUAGUCAAGAAAGAUUAAAACACUGUUACUAUACAAUCAAUUGUAUUAUUUUUUUGAGGGGGGGCAAGCACUAAGGGUUUGUUGAAAGUGGACUCAGAUGCAAGAUAGCAACAUUUUAACUCUCGAGCAUCUCUGAUUGUAUUUGAAUACAUGCUCACACAAGUUCAAUUUAAACAGAGUCCAAAUUUCAAAGCAAUCCUUGGUGCUCCACUCGAUGUUAAUAUGUAAAUAUCUUCAAACGUAAAAUGUGUAUUCUGAAAUCUCAGCUGGAGUAAAAUGAAAUGUCACCAGAAAUUACAAAAUAUGUAUUAUUCCUUUAGACAAAAAAUAUUUUGUUAAAUAGACUUAAAAAGAAGUGUUAUUCAAAGAA